UUAAUAAAAAUGUAUUUAAAAACAGUUCAGCAUUUUAUGUUAAAUACCUAUCUAUAUUUAUACAAACUUAUUUUUAAUGAAAAAAAUAUAAACAUUUUUGAUUCUUGAUUCUUGGUUAGCAAGCAAUGAAAGUUUACGUGUGUACACUCCAGAGUAAGUUGUAUAAGUUUAAAUAGUCUGUAGAUGUCGCCUUAGUCAUAGGCAUCAGCUGUCACUAUUUUUGUUGUCUUCCAUUGUAUGCAUUUGCAAAAUUGUCAACAAAUUAUACAUAUUUAUGUUUUUAUUCCCAAAAUAUAAUUAACGCGAAUAUUUUUAAAUGGAUACGAGUGUUGGGCAAGAAAACAAAAUACCUGUUUCCGGGAAAGAUGCGGCAGCAACAUCACUGCUAAACCAAUUCAUUUUGGGACAAUUGAAAGAGAAACAUGUUUCGAACAGUGAAGUUGAAUCGCCUAAUGGAUUCGUGUUACCUAAGUUGCAAAUGGGUAAUUCGAAUGCUGGAAACUUCGUUAUUCCACCAUUAAAAUUAUCCCAAACAACUAUUACCACAGUGUGUAAUGUGAAAUUAUCAUCUUUGAUAAUUGCACAGACAUCAAAAAACGAUAAGAAAAUUAUUGAUGGCAUUGGAGAAAUUAGUAAAGGCGUCAACAACCUUCAGGUGAAUGACUCAAGAAUAGAGAAAAAAGUGGGACUAUCAAACAAUGCUAUUGACCUAACUGCCGCAUUAAGCACUGCUUCAGGAAUUUUUGUGCAAAAUAAAAAAACGGUAUCUCCGCCCGCUGAAGACUUCCAUAUACCAUUUAUAGAGUGUGAUCGUGAAGAGAAGCCUAUUCAAUUGCCUGUCAUUAACAAUUACUUCCAGCCAAGUAGCAACAUCUCUACAAUAUUCGAUAACCAAAAAUUAGCUACGCCAUCACCGUGUGGACGAAUUAUCUGUCUAAAAUAUAAACGAACACAUCCAUUUCCGAAAAUAAGUCACGUUUUUAAAGUAAAACAUAAAAUACAUCGUUUUCAUUUCGAUACCAAAUCGCCAGAUGAUAUUGUAUUGGCCACAUUAAACAAAUAUCAUCGACAAUACUGACGAAGGCGGCAAUGCUGUCUACUAAAUAUUUUGAAACUUGUACGCAUUAUAAGAAUUGACGUUUGCAACAUUAAAAUAUUGUACAAAAAACUUAAUUAGAAUUAUGAAUACAAGUUGUGAUAUUUUAAUUUAACUGAAAAAGGAGGCGUUGGGAUUCUUAAAUAAGUAUUUUUUUCGCAGUUUUGACGAUUCUGCCGUCUUAUAUUUUCUUCAUUUGCCUAUCUCUUUGUUAAACUGGCAUUAUCUUUUAGACGCGUUGAAAUAUUGCUUUUAAAUGUUGGUGCGAACUGUAAUAAAUGUUACUUGUUUCAGGGAAUAAAGCUGUAAUUUUAAAUUUA
This is a messenger RNA of Bactrocera oleae (olive fruit fly), 1416 nucleotides long. NCBI's taxonomy places the organism in Eukaryota, Metazoa, Arthropoda, Insecta, Diptera, Tephritidae. The record is from RefSeq and is a predicted model, not a curated record.